Molecule: messenger RNA, 2592 nt
Organism: Acipenser ruthenus (sterlet)
Lineage: Eukaryota; Metazoa; Chordata; Actinopteri; Acipenseriformes; Acipenseridae
Product: 5'-3' exonuclease PLD3-like
Exons: 13
Coding region: 356-1834 (492 amino acids)
Molecular function (GO): catalytic activity
Source: RefSeq, a predicted model, not a curated record
GACCUAGCCAAUGACAUCACUCCCUACCGCAACAGGACAGACGUAAGUUUUUGUGUGACAACAACAGUCCUGAGCAAAAAAGCGAUUUUAAAAAAAGAAAGACAAAGGUCUUUGAUUACAUCCCGGACUUCAGUUGUAACGAUUCGGUUGGCGGCUAGAAAAAAGUUAGAAACUACAAUCAACUCAACAGCUGAGUCCGGUAAUUUGGAAACUAUUACAAAUUCAUACAGUUUCUUAUGUGAUUGGGGAUCUUUAACACUGUGGCCAUUGUAAGCUGCUCUAGAGUGUGAGCCUGCCAUACACACUGAGUCGUGCUUUGAAUAGUCCUGUUCUAAUCGGCAGAGGAAGCUCAAUAAUGAAACCACACUUACUUUACCAGCAGCUGAAGCUGUCAGCUGUCCCAGACGAGACGGAAAUUCACCACAACACACAAGCCCUGAAGUAUUACAGAUGUAUCCUGCUGACCGCCGGCCUGGUCACUGUCCUGCUGGCCGUGAUGUUUGUCCAGCUGCUGCUCUUCCCUCUGCUCCUUCCCCCUCUGAACCGCGCAGAAGACACGCUGCUGCGACAGGAGGGCGGCUCCUGCAGUGACCCCUGCAGGAUAGUGCUGGUGGAGAGCAUCCCAGAAGGGCUGGUCUUCAACUCCAGCACCUCCAACCCUUCCAUCUACCAGGCCUGGAUGAACCUGAUUGGAGAGGCCCGGAGCAGCGUGGACAUCGCCUCUUUCUAUUGGACGAUGACCAACGAGGACACAGGGACCAAAGAGCAGGCGGCCUGGCAGGGGGAGAGGAUCCUGAAAGAGCUAGUGAAGUUGCCUGGGAAGGGGGUCUCGGUGCGGGUUGCUGUCAACACCCCGCAGGGCUCUCAGCCUCAGAGUGACCUGCAGGCUCUGCUGGAUGGGGGUGCUGUCGUUCGUAAAGUGAACCUGCCCAAGCUGACGAACGGCGUCUUGCACACCAAGUUCUGGGUGGUGGACAAGAAACACAUCUUCAUCGGGAGCGCCAACAUGGACUGGAGAUCGCUGACGCAGGUAAAGGAAUUGGGUGCAGCUGUGUACAACUGCAGUUGCCUGGCUCAGGACUUGGGGAAGAUCUUUGAAGUCUAUUGGUUCCUGGGGCAGCCUGAUGCCACUGUCCCCUCUCAUUGGCCCAGUAACUACUCCACCCCCUUCAACAAGGACACGCCCCUCGAAUUGCCUCUUAAUGGGACCUCGUCCACGGUUUACCUUUCGAGCGCCCCUCCAGCACUGUGUCCAGAAGGAAGGACCCAGGACCUGCAAUCCAUUCUCAGUGUCAUCGAGGACGCGCGGGACUUUGUGGACAUCGCUGUCAUGAACUACCUUCCCACCAUGGAGUACUCGCACCCCAAAAGGUACUGGGCUGCCAUCGACAGUGAGCUGCGUCGGGCUGCGUACGAGAGGCGUGUGCGCGUGCGUCUGCUCAUCAGCUGCUGGCCUCACUCUAAGCCCACCAUGUUCCCCUUCCUGCGCUCGCUGGCUGCCAUCAACGACCGCAAGAGCCAGCUGGACAUCCAAGUGAAGCUGUUCGUGGUCCCCUCCACUCAGGCCCAAGCCCAGAUCCCCUUUGCCAGAGUCAACCACAACAAGUACAUGGUGACUGACAAGGUGGCUUAUAUCGGCACAUCUAACUGGUCUGGGGAUUAUUUCCUGCACACUGCGGGCUCGGCGCUGGUGGUGAAUCAGACAGCGUCUCAAUCCAGCGAGCCCACAGUGCAGGAGCAGCUGCAGGCCGUGUUUCAGAGGGACUGGGAGUCCGUCUACAGCACUCAGCUCAACCAGGACACCGACAUCAGCGACAUCUGCGCAGUGAAGUGAGAGCCGAGAGGAACACGGAUUCACUGCCCAGAGCACUGGAGAAGCAGCCUACCUCCCCAGGGAAAGAAAAUUCUAAAUCAAAAAUAGAACACGCAAUAAUAUAGUGCCUUUCAUUCACUUACCAGCAGUGUGCUGGGGUCAAACAUUUUGCACUGAAACACUGCAUACAACAGACAUGUGUAUGUAGGUAUAUAUAUAUAUAUAUAUAUAUAUAUAUAUAUAUAUAUAUAUAUAUAUAUAUAUAUAUAUAUAUAAAGAAAAGUCAUUGCUAAACUGGAAACUCAGUGUUUUAAUAAUUGGUUACAGUUUUUCAGCUUCUGUCUUCUUCAGAUGGCAUGGUAGAAAUAGCCAGGUAGACUAGGUAGGUGAGUGUACUUUGCUUUUUGUACCAUGCUAUCUGAAGAAGGCGGAAGCCGAAGGAUUGUAGCUAAUUAUUAUCCUGAUGAUUUGGAUCCUGAUUUUAUAUAUAUAUAUAUAUAUAUAUAUAUAUAUAUAUAUAUAUAUAUAUAUAUAUAAUUUUUAAGCCUGUCAUAAUUGCUUUUUGAAAUUUCACUUGGUGUUUAACCCUAAUGAGUAAAUGAAAUAAUUAUUAUUAUUAUUUUUUUUUUUUUUUUUGAUAUCGGUGGGACAAGCCUCAAGAUCAAAUGUGGACUCAAGUUUUCGAAUAAUAAAGGCUGCCGUUUGGAAAUAUUUCAGGUAGUGCCUCCUUGUAACUCCGGUAGUGCAAUUUCAUUUUGAAAUAAAAAGGACUUGAGUGA